UUGUCAACCACAGCGAUGGUAACGUUGCUCAACCCGUCAUAAACAAUUAUUAAACCGUGGUCCUGACAUCAGAUUUAUAAGAAACGCGCCCGGACUGUCACCAAUGAAGUUGCAAUGUAGUAACGUUUGUAACUACAGUGGCGAGUUCACUAUUGCAAGACCAUCAACCAACCAUCCACCAUGGGAGGACACGAAGCUGAAAUGGGUCACAACUACACUGGAAUUGCCAAGUACUUCAAUUCAUUCACGACCACAGGAAGGAGGAAUUGUGUUUUGGCCACAUAUUCCACUAUAUUAGCCAUCACCCUUUUCUUCAAACUCAAGCCUAAGAAACAGGCCGCUGUCACGGAAAAGUGAUCAUGUGUCUAUUCUGACAGCUGGGAGUGGAGAGAGCAGCUGGACAUGCUUGUAAUAAAAUAGCCCCGUUUGGUUUCCCCAUGUGAACAAUAAAGAACAUUUAUGCCCAAAA
This is a messenger RNA of Scophthalmus maximus (turbot), 469 nucleotides long. RefSeq names its product ATP synthase membrane subunit k (gene atp5mk). The transcript has 4 exons. NCBI's taxonomy places the organism in Eukaryota, Metazoa, Chordata, Actinopteri, Pleuronectiformes, Scophthalmidae. The coding region runs from base 181 to 357 and encodes 58 amino acids. The record is from RefSeq and is a predicted model, not a curated record.